CUGCGGUUCUCUUCUCUGAUUGGCUGUCACUCACUCUGCACGGCCCUGAUUCGUUGUAGUUUACAUCAUUGCAGUAGAUUUAUUUUAAAUAUAAUGUUAACUUGCUCAUUAUUGUAACUAUCGGACUCUCAGACGUUUUAAAGAAAGGGUGUGUGCCAAUAUCAUUGCAGCCAUGCUGUGGAGACUAAGCACGAGUGUGAGGCCAUGUGUGAGUAUGUGUCGAUGGGUUCACACUAAAGAGAAGGGGAAACCUCUGAUGCUCAACCCACGUACCAACAAGGGCAUGGCAUUCACUCUGAAGGAGCGACAGAUUUUGGGCAUUCACGGUCUGUUGCCACCAAAGAUUGAGACCCAGGACACACAGGCCAUGCGCUUCCAGAAGAACCUGAAGAAGAUGUCUGAUCCUCUGCAGAAGUAUAUCUACCUGAUGGGGAUUCAGGAGAGGAAUGAGCGUCUCUUUUACCGUGUGUUGAUGGAAGAUAUCGAGGCUCUGAUGCCCAUCGUCUACACGCCAACUGUUGGCCUCGCAUGCACACAGUAUGGACACAUCUUCCGUCGGCCAAAAGGUCUGUUUAUCUCCAUUAAGGACCAAGGACACAUUCGUUCCAUAUUGGAAAACUGGCCAGAAACUUCUGUCAAGGCUGUAGUUGUGACGGACGGUGAGCGUAUCUUGGGUCUAGGAGAUCUGGGAGUGUAUGGGAUGGGUAUUCCUGUUGGAAAGCUGUGUCUGUAUACUGCCUGUGCUGGAAUCCGACCUGAGAGUUGCCUGCCGGUCUGCAUUGAUGUGGGCACUGAUAAUGAGACAUUACUGAGAGACCCGUUUUACAUGGGUCUGUACCAGCGGCGGGACCGCUCUCAGCGGUAUGAUGACCUCAUAGAUGAGUUUAUGGAGGCUGUGGUGGAAAAAUAUGGACAGGACACACUCAUCCAGUUUGAGGACUUUGGGAAUCACAAUGCCUUUCGCUUCCUGAAGAAAUACCGUGAGAAGUACUGCACCUUCAAUGAUGACAUCCAGGGCACUGCAUCUGUAGCUCUGGCUGGUUUACUGGCAGCUCAGCGUGUUGUGGGGAAGCCAAUAACUGAACAUAAAGUUCUGUUUCUGGGAGCUGGAGAGGCAGCUCUUGGAAUUGCUAACCUGAUCGUCAUGGCGAUGAUGGAGGUGGGGGUGUCUCAGGCAGAUGCCAGAAAGAAGAUCUGGAUGUUUGACAAAUACGGUCUGCUAGUAAAGGGCAGAGCUUACGAGACAGACAGUAAUCAGGAGGCUUUUGUUCACGCUGAUCCAGGGGAUGUGAAAAGCUUCUUAGAUGCCGUCAAUGUUAUUAAACCCACUGCGAUCAUUGGUGUGUCAGGAGCUGGCCGGCUCUUUACUCAUGAUGUCAUCAAAGCAAUGGGCAGCUUAAAUGAGCGACCAAUCAUCUUUGCCCUGAGUAACCCCACUGCCAAAGCAGAGUGCACAGCUGAAGAUGCUUACAGCCUCACACAGGGUCGUUGUUUGUUUGCCAGUGGCAGUCCUUUUGCACCUGUGUCAUUAGAGGAUGGCAGAAUACUGACCCCUGGACAGGGCAACAAUGCUUAUAUAUUCCCAGGUGUUGCACUGGCUGUGAUUCUCAGUGGAGUCCGACACAUCAGUGAUACGAUCUUCCUUGAGGCAGCAAAGACACUUGCAGAUCAGCUAACAGAUGAGGAGCUGAGUCAGGGCCGACUCUAUCCACCCCUGUCCAAUAUCAGAGAGGUGUCUUUACAGAUGGCUGUCAAGGUGGUGCAGUAUGUAUAUUCAAAUGGAAUGGCAUUCAGAUACCCAGAGCCUCUGGAUAAGGAAGCUUACGUCCGAUCAAUUGUGUGGAACACCCAGUAUGAUUCGUUCAUGCCCGACAUGUACAACUGGCCCGGUGUAUCAUUCAGCCCCGUAGUGGACUAGACGAACACGAGAGAACAUGCACACGAGACCAUAAACAACAAGAACAAAAUGAAGGAAGCGUGAAGGAAGUUUUGAUGCCACCGUUUUAGGCACUCCAUGUUUCCCUGCAGCUUCUGCCUAUUCUAGUAUUUAUUCAUAUUUCUGACCAUUUAUUUCAAUUUAAACCUGUUAAGAACACGUCCAGGUCACAUUUCAAUCCAAAAUGUAAAGAAAUAUGAACAUGAAGAUCUGUUUUUAGAGUGACAUUAUUUCCAUGACAAUUAAGCACCCACAUUACUGUAAUGCAAAAACAAUUAUAUGUUAUUUAAUGUCUAAAAUAGUUAUGCAUCAUGGCUGUGUUUGUUGUAUUGCCUUUAAUUUACGCUGAUUUAAACUAAAAGGUUUUUUUAUUUUUUUAUUUUUUGUAAUACAGUAAAAACUUUGCUGUACAGUAACGAGAUUUCUAGUGAGAAUAAUGUCAAUUACAACAACAACAACAACAACAACAACAAAAAAGUCCAGAUGCAUUACCGUAAUGAGGAUUUAGGAAGGAAAUUUGCUUGAUUGACAUGACAAAUAAUGUAAAAUACAAAAUUCCUUAUAGUUUUUUACCUUUGAUUUUGGAGUGGAAAGUGACACGUUUUCUUGAGAUUCAACCUUGUAGUAUUUUAUACAGCUAUUGCUAUUGUGUUUUGUUAAACAGUGUGCCUUGUCACUCCUCUUAAGUGUUUAUAUGCUGCGUGCAAUGUAAUCUUUUCUAUAAUGAAUUUACACUCCAUAUACUCAUUGUGUUUGUUUUCUGUUGUGUCCAAUGAAGAAAAAGAAGAGGAGACAGAAUAAUAUUAUAUACAGUAUCAUGCUGUUAGUGCAUUAUGUCGUACAUCUCGUUCUCUGUGGCUGUGACUGAACUGUAAUGUUUUUAGAGCACUGACUAGCAUCAAAUAUUUACACACUUAUGUCAGAUCAUGUCUUGUAUUGCUCUAUAUAAUAGCUGAGGCCCAUUACAUGUGGGCACUUUACAUUAAUGUACUGUCAGCCACUGUCAUUCUUGACAGGGUCAUUUUAUGUCACCCCGGAGUGGUUUAUUUUGCGAUAAUGACAGGUUGACUGUACUUUAUCUCACUCUACACGGCAACUUACAAAAUAUAUAAAUAAAUGGACAAUAAAUAUUGAUUUGAAGUGAAAAUACUAUGUGAGAAAAGAGCACAGAAUGAAACGAAAGACAUGAAACUAGCACAGCUAUGUAGGAAAUCAGUAGCCUGCAGUACGAUUUAGCGGUCAUUAUACAAAAAUAUUUGACAGCAGAAUGACCAGUCAAAACUGAACAGUGCCUGCUUAUACAUCUUUCCAUUAGUCACUACAAAUAUAUGUUACAUAUUUUACACAACAAUCUGUGUUCAGUAGCCAAAGAUCACAAAUUAGGAACAAGUUUAUAGAUGUAUUGAUUAUCAUGAUUUUCUUUAAACUUUUCAUAAGAGUUAAAAAAAGAUGAUUUUUUUCUUACAACAGUAUUUUGUGCAAAUUUGAAAUAUCUAGUGAACACAAUUGUAACCAGGACCAACACUGAAGCAGAGCUAUUUGGUUUUAUCAGCCAGUUUACCCCUUUUUUUUUUUUUGGGGUCACUGUGGUAACAUCUGUGUUAUAGACCUGUAAUGAUGUUAUAAAUAUUUAUGAAUACAGUUGUAGAGUGCUAUCAUCUCACCAUCCUCAGUGCUAGUGCUGAUAAAUGCCAUAGUGUCUGAAACACAAGGAGUGUAAGUGAGCAGCUCAGAACAAGUGCAAAAUAAACAGUUUUGGUCUAA
Myxocyprinus asiaticus (Chinese sucker) is the source of this 3700-nucleotide messenger RNA. Its product is annotated as NAD-dependent malic enzyme, mitochondrial-like. Gene Ontology annotation, cellular component: mitochondrion. The transcript has 15 exons. Gene Ontology annotation, biological process: pyruvate metabolic process; malate metabolic process. The record is from RefSeq and is a predicted model, not a curated record. Gene Ontology annotation, molecular function: malate dehydrogenase (decarboxylating) (NAD+) activity; NAD binding; malate dehydrogenase (decarboxylating) (NADP+) activity. NCBI's taxonomy places the organism in Eukaryota, Metazoa, Chordata, Actinopteri, Cypriniformes, Catostomidae. The coding region runs from base 173 to 1918 and encodes 581 amino acids.